AUGCAGUGCGAUGUAGCCCAGCAGACCUGUAGGAAGAAUGGGUCGCCGCUACAGUUCUACUGGAGAGUCCCCAUCCAGCCCGAGCUCAUCGAGUCCAACGUGGAACUGCUGAAGGAAACAGUUCCCGAGGAGAGCAAUCACCUGCUGGAAGUGAGAGCUGACAGCUGUCCUGAUGGCCACCCUUGCCCAAGCAUCUACACAUGUUGCAAGAUGUAUAAAAGUGGAUAUCGUUGCUGCCCCUUUGAAAAUGCCCAGUGUUGCUCAGAUGGAUUCCACUGCUGCCCCGUUGGAAGCCAGUGCAAUGCCACCACAGGAAGAUGUGAUCACAAAACCCACAAGUUCACCCUGGACCCUUACCCUCUCCCUGUUAAGAAGGCAACUGAGAAACCAAGAGCAGCACUUGGAUCACGGCCUCUUCGCACUGGAAUCUCAGCUGACAGCUGUCCUGAUGGCCACCCUUGCCCAAGCAUCUACACAUGUUGCAAGAUGUAUAAAGGUGGAUAUGGUUGCUGCCCCUUUGAAAAUGCCCAGUGUUGCUCAGAUGGAUUCCACUGCUGCCCCGUUGGAAGCCAGUGCAAUGCCACCACAGGAGGAUGUGAUCACAAAACCCACAAGUUCACCCUGGACCCUUACCCUCUCCCUGUUAAGAAGGCAACUGAGAAACCAAGAGCAGCACUUGGAUCACGGCCUCUUCGCACUGGAAUCUCAGAUCCAGGUGGCAAGUGUCCCGAUGGCCAUCCUUGUCCUGAUAAGUUCACAUGUUGCAAAGUGCCUGACCAAGGCUAUGGGUGCUGCCCUUACUCAGACGCUGUGUGCUGCACAGACUACAUUCACUGCUGUCCGAAGGGUACCAACUGCAAUACAACCCUAGGCACAUGUGAUGUGGAGAAGAGGGAGUCCCUUUCAGUACCAGCAUUCUCACUGCUAACAAAACAACUGGCCCAUGUUUCUCAUAUUCCCAAGAAAGAAGAGGUGCAGAAAACAGCAUCAAAUGUCUCGACUGUUGUGUGUCCUGAUGAGCGUUACCUGUGCCCUGAUGGAAGCACCUGUUGUCAGCUACAGUCUGGAGCUUACGGAUGCUGCCCCAUGGAUCAUGCAACAUGCUGCAGUGACCAUAUGAACUGCUGUCCCCACGGUUAUAGAUGUGUUACUGGUGGUUGCGAGCUGAACCCAGACCACGACGAUGCUCCCUUACAUCGCAAAGUCACCCCUGCUAAGAAGACUGCUGAGAAAGAACCACAGCAGACAGAUGAAGAUUUACAAAUUGUAAUAUGCCCAGACAAGCUCUCAGUUUGCCCUGAUGAGAACACAUGUUGUGACAUUGGCGGUGGUUUUUAUGGAUGUUGCCCAAUGCCAGAGGCAACAUGCUGCGAAGACAAGGCUCACUGCUGCCCCCACGGCUACCGCUGUUCUUCUGCGGGUUGUGAGAAGGCCACGGGAGAUGGUCUACAGCUGGUCCAUCUCCAUUUCACAAAUGUCUCGGAGAGCAUAGGAGAAGUGAAGAGCUACAAAGAACCAGAGAAUGACGUGAUCUGUCCUAACAAGGAGUUCACCUGCCCCGAUGGAAAUACUUGCUGCAGUGUUGGUGGCGGAGAGUAUGGAUGCUGUCCAAUGCCUAAGGCAACAUGCUGCGAAGACAAGGCUCACUGCUGCCCCCACGGCUACCGCUGUUCUUCUGCGGGUUGUGAGAAGGCCACUGGAAAUGGUCUACAGCUGGUCCAUCUCCAUUUUACAAAUAUCUCGGAGAGCAUAGGAGAAGUGAAGAGCUACAAAGAACCAGAGAAUGACGUGAUCUGUCCUAACAAGGAGUUCACCUGCCCCGAUGGAAAUACUUGCUGCAGUGUUGGUGGCGGAGAGUAUGGAUGCUGUCCAAUGCCUAAGGCAACAUGCUGCGAAGACAAGGCUCACUGCUGCCCCCACGGCUACCGCUGUUCUUCUGCGGGUUGUGAGAAGGCCACGGGAGAUGGUCUACAGCUGGUCCAUCUCCAUUUCACAAAUAUCUCGGAGAGCAUAGGGGAAGUGAAGAGCUACAAAGAACCAGAGAAUGACGUGAUCUGUCCUAACAAGGAGUUCACCUGCCCCGAUGGAAAUACUUGCUGCAGUGUUGGUGGCGGAGAGUAUGGAUGCUGUCCAAUGCCUAAGGCAACUUGCUGCAGCGACCAGGAGCACUGUUGUCCUCACGGCUACACUUGCAAAGAUGGAGGAUGCGAGAGAAAGCCAGGAUCGCCUUUCACGCUGCCAGCAUUCACCUCAAAGUUGUCCCUGACGAAAGAAAAAAACGGGAAUGAGAGAGACUAUCCGCAAGUGAUGCUGUUGCCAUAAAGAAAAUGGUUGCCUAUGAUUUUUUUUCUCUUCAUUUCCCCCAGUCUUCCCUUACAGAGGUGAAGGAGUAGGUAAUUCUAUCAGAUUUUGUGACCAUUGUUCAGAUGAUACACACAAUGCUCAGUAGAUAUUUGAUAAUCAGUAUUCUUGAUGUUUAACUUUGUCAUCGUUAUGCACUACUCGUUUUCCUUUCUCGUCACAGGAUUAUUUUGAGCACAUUUUAAGUUUCCAUGAACUUAGAUGUAGCAGGGAACCAUUCCUGUAGUUAUAUGUGAUGUCUAAUUUUAUACAGUUUAGGUAGGAGUGUGGAAUGGUAGAUGGAUACUGUAUUUCCAACCAUAAAGCUGAUAGGUCUUAUUUUCUGGCACUCACUUAAGUUUUGAUAUUAUAAGAGAAUCUGUUAAUGUUUUCUUCACAAACUUUCCAAAUGUGUCUUAGUCAAGUGGAGAAAUUAGCUAUUAAGUCUUUUUUUGUUGUUUUUUUUGUUUUUCUUUACACUGGGCAUUAUGUGAUGGGAUAUAUUUUAGAAUAGAACAUUUUGUUUCCCAAAUAUUAAAAUUACAGACAUGAAAUGUACGUUUUGUAUUUUAUAUAUUUUGACUUAUGCUUGGGAUAUUUUUGGUGAUGUAUAUUUUUAUUUGUAGGUUUUGUCAUGAUAACUAUGAUAAGGAGAAUUUAGAAGUAGUAGAUAUUUUUAUUCAGAAUUAGGGUAAUAACAUAGAGGUUAAAUACCUGUUCUAUAAUGUUUUUGGCUUUUACUGUUCAUAUUUUUACACUUAAUAAAAUUAUUGUUGCAA
This is a messenger RNA of Penaeus indicus, 3119 nucleotides long. RefSeq names its product progranulin-like. The coding region runs from base 1 to 2322 and encodes 773 amino acids. Gene Ontology annotation, cellular component: extracellular region. The record is from RefSeq and is a predicted model, not a curated record. NCBI's taxonomy places the organism in Eukaryota, Metazoa, Arthropoda, Malacostraca, Decapoda, Penaeidae. The transcript has 16 exons.